GCCCGGGACCUCCUGGCGCACGCCUGUCUCCGACCGGACCGCGAGGCGGGCUGCUGCGGCACGCGGUGGUGCAGGGCCCGGACAACCCGGGAGGCUGGACAGCCCGGGCUUGGCCGAGGGUACUGCCAGCACCAUGGCAUCGCUGGCCGACCGGGUCCGGGGCAACGGACGCAUCGCCGCCGGGCUCCUGUUCAACUUGCUGGUGUCCAUCUGCAUCGUGUUCCUCAACAAAUGGAUCUAUGUACACCACGGCUUCCCCAAUAUGAGCCUGACCCUGGUGCACUUCGUGGUCACCUGGCUGGGCUUAUACAUCUGCCAGAAACUGGACUUCUUUGCUCCCAAAAGUCUGCCUCUCUCCAAGCUCCUCCUCCUGGCCCUCAGCUUCUGUGGCUUUGUGGUCUUCACCAACCUUUCUCUUCAAAACAACACUAUAGGCACCUAUCAGCUGGCCAAGGCCAUGACCACGCCGGUGAUCAUAGCCAUCCAGACCUUCUGGUACCAAAAGAGCUUCUCCGUCAGAAUACAGCUCACGAUGAUCCCUAUAACUGUAGGUGUAAUCCUAAAUUCUUACUACGACGUGAAGUUCCACGCCCUUGGCAUGGUGUUUGCUGCCCUUGGGGUGUUAGUCACGUCCCUUUAUCAAGUGUGGGUGGGCGCCAAGCAACAUGAAUUGCAGGUGAAUUCCAUGCAGCUGCUGUACUACCAGGCCCCCAUGUCUUCCGCCAUGCUGCUGGUGGCUGUGCCUUUCUUUGAGCCAGUGUUGGGAGAGGGAGGAAUAUUUGGUCCCUGGUCAGUUUCUGCUUUGCUUAUGGUACUACUAUCUGGAGUAAUCGCUUUCAUGGUGAACCUAUCGAUUUAUUGGAUCAUUGGAAACACAUCGCCAGUCACCUAUAACAUGUUUGGACACUUCAAGUUCUGCAUCACCCUGUGCGGAGGAUACGUGUUAUUUAAGGACCCGCUGUCAUUUAACCAGGGACUCGGCAUCUUAUGUACGCUGUUUGGCAUCCUCGCCUAUACCCACUUUAAACUCAGCGAACAGGAAGGAAGUAAGAGUAAACUGGUCCAACGGCCCUGAGCUUUGGCGGAGAAAAGACUGUACCAAAAAGAUGAGAAAUGUGUAAGUCUGUGGGAAAGCUACCAUGCAAGUCCCCCCAGUGACUUUCAAGAAGUAUUUUCUUCAAAUAUGAUGACUGUUAGUACUUUUCAUCCAGUUAAUUUUCUAAAACCAAAAUGGUUAGUGCUUUUCUUCAAAGACUUUCUGAAGCUGGAGCUGUCACUCAGUGGUGCAGCGUUUGCCUCAUAUGCAUAAGACCCUGGGCUCAAACUCCGGCGCCUACGAAGAAAGGCCAUGAACUGCAUGUAAGAUGGUUUCAUUCUACCAACUGAGAUACAGGAAAGUCGGGCUCUGUAGGAAUGACAGAGGGUGCACACUCCAGUGCUGCAGGCCUGCCCUGGCUUGUCUGUGCUUACACAGGACUCCUGCCCGCUAACAUGGGUUCCCACUGAGAUUAGUGUGUUAGUCACUGUGAGCAAGGAGGCUGCACUUAUCAGACACCACCGUUGAGUUACACCCAGAGACCCAGUCAGAAUUUAAAUUAAAAAGUCGUUUAUUUUCUUUAUCAUUUGGGCAAUUAUAGUAGAUUUGAGACAGGAUCUCAAAUGUAGCCCUAACUGGUCUGGAAUUCUUUUCCAUAUAGCCCAAACUGGCUUUGAACUCAGAGGUCUGCUUGCCUCUGCCACCACACCUGGCCUUUAACUGCUUUUAUUAUUUCAUUGUAGAACUGAAAUGUUCAUAGAAAGCAAACUGUCAUAGACACGGUCAUAGAACAGACCACGGCUCUGGAAGCCCUACUCUUUCAGUAGCAAGCCGAUAUAAGAAGGUCUUCCCUGUCAAACAGGGCAGGACUGCUUGAGGCAAGGCCCACUCAGCAACACAGACUCUGCCUGUGCUAGUGUCUGUGGUCGGAAGUAACUGGGUUGGCAGAUGGCCGUCUCAUUGGUCUUCACAUGGCUUUGAGCUUUCAGUGAGCUCCAGCUACUGUUCAUGGAAUUAGAAAGCAAAAUUAAAUCCCACGAUUAAAUGUCUCAAAGAAAGGCCUAUAGGCCAGAGGGAAUAGUCCCACAAUAGAGUACCUGCCUAGCGUGCACGAGGCCCUGGUUACAAUCCCCCAGCAACCACAAAAGCAGACUGUACAUGGAAAUAGGCAGGGCUCUCUGCCCUGGUAACUGCUGUCCAGCUUGCUUGGACAUUUCACCUUACUGAUUUCUGCUAUGGCCUCCAUUCCAGCACCCCGCCCCACCCCACCUCCCCACCUUCCACAGAAUGAAGCGGUGUGGAGGGAGCAAUGUAUGCGUGGGAAAUAGGGAGGAUGUGAAAGAGAAGUGAAAACACUAGCUAGCUGUGUGAGAUUUCAGAGGGGUGGAGAAGGAUUUUUAAUUGAGAUGCUGGCAGAAUGUGUGGUCUCCAGCAAAAUAGGGUACUGUGUCUGCCUUGAGUAUCGUAACAUUUCACCAUUGCAAGCUCCAUUGAUGACCUCACAAGAGUAGGGUCUCUCCUCUUGAAAUAACUUUUUCUGGACAUACACUCUCUGUGAGAAAACAACUAAGGCAAAGAGCCAUGUAUGUAUCUAUACUGCGACGACCGAUUUUAUCUUAGAUUUUUUUUUUUUUCACAGAGAAAGGUAACUUUUAGUAUCUCUUAGGGUCUUUUGGUUUUCCAAGACAGGGGUUCUCUGUGUAGCCCUGACUGUACUGUAACUCUCUGUAGACCAGGCUGGCCUCGAACCUUCCUCUGCCUCCUGGAUGCUGGGACUAAAGGUGUGUGCUAACACUGCCCAGCAUUUUUUAGUUUUUUAACCAAAUAAAAAACCAUGGGUUCUAUCCCGAGCACUGCCAAAACAAAAACAAAACUUUCAAGAAAUCAGGAAACGGGCUGCAAGUUCCUUGGCCAUGUAGACCACUUGGACUUCCAGGGCAGCCUGAAUUAAUGCUGAGAUCCUGUUAGCAGGAAAUAAAAGGGAAAGGCAAUAUACCUGUGUUCAGGAUCGUGUGUUUGGAGAAUUUCACUGUGUCGGUCUGUUGUAUGUCAGUGUAUGUGCUGCUAUGUUUUUAUUCUGUUUACAGAACUAAGAACUGCAGAACACAUGCAUUAUGCUUAAGCAUUUUCUAUGUGUGUUUAAAUUAGUGUGUAACUGUUUCCCAAAAGCUGAAGACAUGAUAUUCCAGCACAGAGGUCAUCUGGUUUUUGAUCAUUAACAACUGAGUUUAUUUGUGCUGUGUACCAGCUCUUAACUGUCAAUAAAACCUGGGGACAGAGGAUGA
This is a messenger RNA of Myodes glareolus (Bank vole), 3321 nucleotides long. It is a transcript of the gene Slc35e3, whose product is annotated as solute carrier family 35 member E3. The record is from RefSeq and is a predicted model, not a curated record. Lineage: Eukaryota; Metazoa; Chordata; Mammalia; Rodentia; Cricetidae.